This is a messenger RNA of Pieris napi, 1475 nucleotides long. RefSeq lists its product as uncharacterized. The coding region runs from base 360 to 1475 and encodes 371 amino acids. The record is from RefSeq and is a predicted model, not a curated record. The transcript is spliced from 2 exons. Lineage: Eukaryota; Metazoa; Arthropoda; Insecta; Lepidoptera; Pieridae.
GUUGCCAACCAUACUAUAUAAUAACGUAUCCUACUUUAUUUUUGGUAAUUAUACUUUAUACUUUUACAUACAAAUAAAGUAUGCAAAAAUACUUUAUUGUCAACCUUUACUGUGGUGCGUAAAACAAAAUACUCAUUAUGGGUACUUAACGAUUCAUAAUUGCUGAACGAAAUAUUUAAAACGGAUAAUGGAAACAAUUUGUAAUUACUGAACGAAAUGUUAGAUGUCAGUUGUGACAUUUGUCACAGAUGUCUUUCAUUAUCGACGAAAUUGUACAAAACUGGUCCGUUAGUUUUGUUUAUAAGUGAAGAAUGCAUUUUAAAGUAAAUAUUAAUGCUGAAAAUGAGGAGUAAAUAUUAAUGCUGAAAAUGACGAGUAAUUCUGAUAGCGACACACCAGUGACUCCUAAAAAAGCUAAAAUAACAAAAGUUUUACAAAAAUAUAAACCUGAGUGGGAAAAACAAUACAACUGGCUAACAAGUGAUCUUCAAAAUAAAAGUAAUGCAAAAUGUAUUAUCUGCGGCGUGAAUUUUACAAUCAGUUCAGCUGGCAUUGGACAGAUUAAGCAACAUCAAAAUACUCAGAAGCAUAAGAUAAAAACUGAAAUGAAGAAAACAUCUGGUGCAUUACAAAAUUUCCUUACAUCAGAUACUAAAUCAAGAUGUCAAGGAUCUAGUGAUGAUGAGAAUAUUAUAGCAGCGGAAUUAGCAUUGACUUUUCACACUGUGAAGCAUAAUUUAUCUUAUAAUAGCAUGGAUUGUCUAAGUAAAUUAAACAAAAUUGUAUUUGUAGAUUCUAAAAUAGCUAGUAAAAUACGCUUGGGAAGAACUAAAAUGGAAGCUUUAGUGAUAGAAGUGUUAGGUCCAUAUUCUGUGGAAAGUGUAAUAAAUGAUUUACAUGAUGAUGUAUUUUUCUGUCUCCAGACUGAUGCAUCAAAUAAAAAAAAUAUUAAGUUAUUUCCUCUUGUAGUGCAAUAUUUUUCAAUAAAUGAAGGGAUCCAAAAUAAACUGAUCGAUUUUUACGAAAAUUCUAAUGAAUCUGCUGAUGGCAUGUUAGAAGCUAUAAAGAAGUCUAUGGAUUCCCACAACCUGUCAUUCAAUCAAGUAUCAGGUCUCAGUGCAGACAAUUGCAAUGCUAAUUUUGGCAUUCAUCACUCAUUGUACACAAAUAUUAAAAAAGAAGUACCAAACCUUAUAAAAGGCAACUGUCAUGCACACAUUAUCCAUAAUACAGUGAAACAUGCUAUGGGCUACUUGAUUUGUGACAUAGAAAAUAUUGUUUUGAAAAUAUACAGUCAUUUUUCGGUAUCUGCUUGUAGACGAGAUGAUUUAAAAAAAUUUGUUACUAUGGUUGAUGGUGAAUUUCACGAAAUCAAACGUCAUAUUGGUACACGGUGGUUAUCACUACUUCCAGCCGUUGACACCCUUUUACUUAAUUGGGAACCAAUAUGUAUUGUAUUUUAUAAGUUUAGGUGA